Molecule: messenger RNA, 2207 nt
Organism: Etheostoma cragini (Arkansas darter)
Lineage: Eukaryota; Metazoa; Chordata; Actinopteri; Perciformes; Percidae
Product: voltage-dependent calcium channel gamma-6 subunit-like
Exons: 7
Coding region: 790-1635 (281 amino acids)
Biological process (GO): regulation of calcium ion transmembrane transport via high voltage-gated calcium channel
Cellular component (GO): L-type voltage-gated calcium channel complex; membrane
Molecular function (GO): calcium channel regulator activity
Source: RefSeq, a predicted model, not a curated record
GCUUCUUCUUUAAACGCUGCAAGUGUUUAUGGAGUCCAGUUUGCUUUGACGUUACGCAGGAAAAUUCCAUUUCGACUUAUUUUUGGAAACCAUAAGGAGGAUAUUUUAAGAGAGAGUGAAAUUUUAAAAGAGUGUUUGUCGCUGGCGACAGCCGCUGUAAUGACUUCCUUCCUCGUGCUUCAACGCUACUUUUCCAGGGAGGCCAAUUGGAUGCCUUAUAAAGAAAGCCAUGGUCAGAUGUCAUGAGUUACAUCACUUCAUCCACUCCUGACUUCUACCUCUACAGACUCUCAGCGGCUGCAUUUUUCUACACACAUUUUCUGUCAUUUUCUUUUUUCACUAUGAUUCAUUUAUUAGUUUUGCAUCCGUCGUCAAAGCCGCCAUUUUUUCUGGGGCUUUUUCUCAAGAGAAGGCCGAUUCCUGCCUUUGUCUGAGUGCGUUUUUCACAGAAGUAUGCUUAAUUGUUCAUACCAAGAAGACUCUUUGGUUUUAAACUGUUUUAUUCUCCUUUUGUAUACCGUUUGUUUUGCUGUUUUUAUCACAUAGUUUUCUUGUAAGGUUCAUAUUUCUACCUCUUUCUGUGCUUUUCCUUCUGUCAGAGACACCUGUUGGACUUUUAUACUGUCACGGGUAUUUGUCCUGUUUUUUUUGAUGGGCACAAACUGACAACAGUUUUCCUCUGUUUUGGUUCUUUUUAACCAUCCCCGUUGAGGGCAAAGCGCUAGGCAAACUUAGCGGCUAAACUGAACACCUCUCAGCUGUCUUAGUUGUUUUCUAUUUUGCAAAAAUAUGUGGUCUACCUUUUCUGUGGCCGAUGAUGACGGCCGCAUGGCACCGCCAGGUACGGCGCUCGCAACAGUAGGAACACCCCAGGGUCCUGGAGGAGGUCUGACUGGUCUCAUGACUGGACGCGGCGGGGGGAACAAGCGCCGCAGGACGACGUCGGCAGGACACGCCAUGAGCGAGGCCCUGGAAGGGAAGAUCAAGUUGGCAUUCUUUGUGGCCAUCGUGGGCGUAGUCCUGACCGUCCUUGGGGUGGGGACAGAGUUCUGGGUGGAGCUGGCCCCAUCAAAGAGUUUCUAUAACAACCAGACCUGCCUGACAGCUCACUACGGCCUGUGGAAGGGCUGCACUAAGACAUUGUGGGUGUCUGAUAUCGACCCCGAGAGAGAGAGCUGUGGACCUGCUGAUCUACCCGGAGAAUCAAACUGCACCUACUUCAAGUUUUUUACCACGGGGGAAAAUGCUCGGAUGUUUCAGAAGACAACACGGAAAAAUCUGAAUGUAGCAGCAGCCAUGCUGGCCCUGUUCAGCCUGUUCUUGAUGGUGAUGGGGGCCAUAUGCAUCGUCAUGUGUCUCAGUAAAGAGAUCAUCUUCUUCCUCAAGCCUGCGUCUGUCUGCUUUAUUCUGUCAGGUGUCCUGGUGCUUCUCUCUCUGUUGGUCUUCCACCUGUCAGUCCUGGCCUUCCUGGCCAGCGACCACACGGUUCCUCUCCACCACGAGCUCUCCUGGUCGGUGACGUGCAUCGGCUGUGCGGCGGCUGUCCUCAUCGUGGGAGGGAUCCUCUUCCUGUUGCUGGCGCUGCCCUACAGCCCCUGGCAGAGGUGUCUCCCUCCGAAGGACAGCAGCAGCUAGUGACUGGUUGCACUUUAUCUGCCCUUUCUGUUUAUGAGGAGGGAGGGUGCAGAGGGGCGUGGGUGUUUCCCAAAGACGUCUUAGCAGAAAGAUUGCAGUGUCUGUGAACUUAUGUUAUGGGAGAGUGAUGGGAGAUUCACUGAAAUGCACAGAACACCUAGCUGUCUAUCUUGUCAUAAAAAUAUUGUUAGUAUGAAACAUCAGUCUGGUUCCCCUUACCUUAUACACAUAAUAGUGUUGACGUUUAACCUGUUCCUCAUCAUGGAGACAGCUAAGUGUUUAAAACUACAGUAAAAUACCUUUUAGUGGAAACAAGUAUGGAUAUGUGAUUGCUCAGAUGUGGUUGGGAAACAGUCCUGUAUUGUCUUACUAUCCCACAGCAUUUGGAGGCAACUUACUCUUUGUUUAUUUAACAAAUUGAUAAAUCCUUGCAUAUUGCUUUGACCUUUUUGAAAUACUAGCUUUUCCAAUUCUUUAGAUUCUAAUUCAUUGUCAAACAAUUAACUAAAAACAAUGCAUUAUGUAUGUAUGUAUGUAUGUAUGUGUAGCAGCUAAAAGAAGCAGUUUCAAGU